Messenger RNA from Aphanomyces astaci, 1771 nucleotides. RefSeq lists its product as hypothetical. The record is from RefSeq and is a predicted model, not a curated record. Bases 32 to 1771 code for a protein of 579 amino acids. The transcript is spliced from 8 exons. Lineage: Eukaryota; Oomycota; Saprolegniomycetes; Saprolegniales; Verrucalvaceae.
GUUGAAACGGUCGACAUCCAAGGCGGACCGCAUGACGCAAUGGAUGGAAAGCCACGCCGGGGCCCAGGCGGAACUGGCCAAAGUCCGUGCAGAAGGGGACUGGGUGAUGAUCAAAAUCGAGAUGGAGAAGAAGGAACUGGACGCGACCCUUCAGGAGAUCCAAAUGGCGAAGGCCCAAAUUGCAGCGAUCCAUACCAUCAAGCUGCAUGAGUGCCCCACCGCCUCCACUUCCAUGGGUUGUGUUAGGGACUUGGUCAAGCACGUCAAGGCAUUGCAAACCCACGAAGAGCGCCAAAAGGGGCACUUGAGUGAAGAUUUGAGCAAAUUGACCUUGUUGAAGCAGGCUAUAGACGAAGCAAGACGGGAGCGCAAGGACGCGCUGACCAUUCAAGCCGACGAAAACCAACGAGCCACGCACAUGGCGGCGACGGUGGAGGCGACUCACGCAGAAAUCGCCGCCAUCAAACAACGCGACGCCGCGCUGGCCGACCAGAUCCGCCAGCUGCAAGUCGACAUCAACGACGACCAAGCCACGUACCUCGCGGCCAAGAAACAGCUGAUGGACCAACUGCACGAGUGCCACAAGCAACAAGGCCAUUCGCAGUCGAGUGAUCGGGCCCGUCAAUCAGGAGGAGGGGCGGCUAGCCCCACGCACGUGUACAAGAAGAAGAGCAACCUCUCGUGGCUUCGGGCACGAAACAAGGUGUGCUUGGUGAAACGCACGGAAAGUUUGGAGCAGAAAAAGCAUCUGCUCGACACGUUAUUGCACACGUCCAAGUUGCCCCAUGUGCAUGUGUUUUGGGAAAAGUACCACGUCCAAGAAGCCGACAAGGCCGCGUUGUGUGUCGAUAUUGAACGCCAGGCCAGUGAAAAUGCGGCCAUGAAAGUCAAGAUACAACAACUCGAAGCAGAGAAGAUCAAACUACAAGGCCACGACUUGCCUACGAUGGAAGGGUUGAAUCCGUAUUGCCAAGAUAUCCGCAACGAAGCGAAAAAGAGCCGCGAACACACGGAGAAAUUGGUCGCAGAAGCCAAGCAACUCGACAAUUUGGCCAAGUCAUUAUUUGACCCCUUAGAGCACUUGUUUGCACUGGUCACGAGCCCCAACCAACCAAAUGCGCCUCGUGAUAACACCGUGACUGGCAAAACGCAUUUGGAACGGCUGGCGGUGAUCGAAGAGCAAGUGACACAAAAGGUGCUGUCCAAAAUCGCCCACGAAUGCGCGACCCACAACGGCAACUGGCAGCAGUCGGCAUCGCUCAUCCGCCUGCUCCAGUCGCGGGGGGUGCUUCGGCCGCGACUGGUCAAGUUCCCCCCGCUGCUUCCGACCUCCGUCGGUGUGCCAGGCACCUCGAUGGACAAGGGGGGGAAUACAGACGGCGACGACGACGACGCCAACGAUGAUGAAAACGACCCUCGGGACGACAACAACCCGACUAUCUUCAAGGGGGACGACCCCCACCUCGUUGCUCUCCACUCAAAGGAACUUCUUCGCGAACUCCGCGAACGCCACGCCGCCCAUAUCCAAGCAGCAACGACCCUCGAGACCAACCGCAAGUCGCUGCUGGCCAAGUCCAAAUCUCGGCGGCGAAUCAGCGUCCGACAGCCCAGUGACGACAAUAAUACCACCACGCCUCCUGCAGUAAACACCACCAGUCCACGCAAAACGUCUAGGCGGCCGUCGGUCGUAGCGGAAACGGAACUCGCGAGUUCGUCCAUGAUGAUCGUGGCACCGCCACCGCCCAAUGAAAGCAACCCCACCGCCCAAUGA